Messenger RNA from Copidosoma floridanum, 1869 nucleotides. RefSeq names its product WW domain binding protein 2 (gene Wbp2). Lineage: Eukaryota; Metazoa; Arthropoda; Insecta; Hymenoptera; Encyrtidae. The record is from RefSeq and is a predicted model, not a curated record. Gene Ontology annotation, cellular component: nucleus. Gene Ontology annotation, biological process: positive regulation of DNA-templated transcription. Gene Ontology annotation, molecular function: chromatin DNA binding; transcription coactivator activity.
CUGACUCAGUUCAGUAGUCUGAUAGUGUAUAUAAACAUUACUGCGUACUAGUGCGUACCUACAUAAACAUUUUAUCAUAUAAGUAAAACACGACAAAAAAAGCUGAGAUAGAAGAGAGUACAGCUCGUCGCGAUUUGCAACCUGUAAAUUUACGAUACUGAUAAUACUUAUACAUUUUUAAAAGACAAGCUGAGGAUAUAUAAAUAACAGAGCGGAGAGGCCCUCACUCCCGCACAAACAUGUCUUUAAACACGGCACACGCCAACGGUGGUGUAUUGAUACACUCUGGUGAACUCAUACUAUUAUUUAGUGACCAUGUUACCAUGGAAUUCCAUGGCCAAGAGCAGCCAGAGUUUCUUGGACCGAAGAAAGGCAGACUGUACCUGACAACACAUAGAAUGAUAUUCAAUGCCAAAGACCAAAGAGAAAAAAUGCAAUCUUUCAGUUUUCCAUUUAUCACGCUGAACGAAGUAGAAGUUGAACAGCCAAUGUUUGGAGCAAAUUACAUUAAGGGCAAGUGCAGAGCACAGCCUAAUGGAAACUGGGUUGGAGAGUGUAAAUUCAAACUGCACUUUAAAAGUGGUGGGGCCAUUGAAUUUGGUACAGCUAUGCUGAGAGCAGCUCAAAUGGCUCAACGAAAUGGUCCUGAUUCUGAUGCUCCACCGCCGUAUCAACCACCACCAACAAAUUGGUAUGCAGCUCCUCCACCAGCUUAUCAAGCAGCACCUACAGGAUAUUAUGGAUGGGUACCACCCACUCAUGCAUUCCCAGACCAACCGCCAGCGAAUAGCGUCUUCAUGACGGACAUGCCGCCACCCUACCCCGGUAUAAACGCAGCUUAUCAGGGCUAUGACGGUCCAGCCGCUCAGCAGCAGCCAGGAGCCUGGGGUCCGACCCCCGGUGCGAACCCUCAUCCGCAGCAAAACGGGGCACCCGCCUGGGCCAACCCCAAUUACAAUGGUCAGCCAAUGUCCCAAGCAGGUCUGUACCCCAAUCUAGGAAUGCCACCAGCCAAUCCUUCAAAUAUUCCACCAUACUCGCCUUACACUCAGGCACCGGGCUAUCCUCCUCAAGGUCCCCAUCCACCCCCACAGCCCUCGCAACCGGGGCCAUACGGUCAGCCUGGAGGAUAUCCUUAUCCUUAUUAAAAUGUUAUUCGUAAAUUGGCGAGUUCAGCGAUACCUGCUGUUUUUUAGACUGUUGCAAAAUCACGAAAUAUUAUUUCGUUUAGCUUAUUACUUUUUAUCCCUUUUUUUGUUUUAAUUUAAACUAAGCAUUAAGUAUUAGGGUAAAGUCAUUGGUUGCCUUAACUGUUUGUGAGGAUUCUUGAGAGGAAUUUUGGAUUAUUCGUUGCACAUUUUUCUCCACUACUUUAUUACGAAAACUGCUAUCGAUUAUUCUUUAUUUUCACCAAUUUUUUUUUUUUGUCGUGCUUGUAAAAAUGAAAAAAUGUACAAGUCCCUAUUGUUUUUACUUUAUGAAAACCAUAAUAGCAAUAUUUUGAGGAUGAAAAAUUCCAUGUAUAUCUUUGUUGACAAAGCUUGUUAUUUUGAGUGACUUGUUAAUUAUGUAUUGUAAACCAUUAAAGUGAUAUAUAAAAUAUUGAUAUUUUUAUAAUAAAUAUAUUCCACUACACUUAAGAUAUUUUAGUAGAUGAAAAGAAGAUUGUAAUUUAUAUUUUCUCGUAAUACUUAUGAAAAAAAAAAAAAAAAAAAAACGACUGUCUGUAUGUCGUCUCUGUCGACUAUCUGUUGUUUCGAUGAAAAAUAAUGUGAUUAAAUCUACGGACACACCCAUAACAUAUACUAUUAUUAUGAAAAUAAUAUCCAAAGUAAAAUGUUUUUACUAUUAAACGCUGUGACACAACAA